ACUACUGCUACAUCUCACCUCUCCCCCCACCACCUCCCUUUCUCUCUCUCGACCUUUCUUCCCCACACACCUACACUUUGAUAGAGUGAAACAACACCAACCCCUUCUCGAAUUCCACAACCACAACAGAAAUUGCAGAAGAAGCAAUCGAUCAGGAUUACUGAUUUACUCUCUCUCUCCCCCUUUCCCCCUCUUCUUCUUCUCGGAAGAAACCAUGAGCUCCAUUCGUGAGAGCUUUCAGAAGCGAAGCUUCAUCCCCUCCAGACCCGUCAAUGAAGACCUCCCGGUAUCUCAGAAGAACCCAAAUGAACAAGGAUUCCGUCGUAGGCUCUCUUCCAUAUCAAUGAGAAUCAACCCCAUUCCAUCUCCUUCAGUUGCGUCAUUCAACUUUAUACCCAGAUCCAAAUCCAUGUCGGCGAUCGGAGAAUCUGCAGGAGGUUCCAUAAAGAAAUGGUGGGAUUGGGGAUGGGGUUGGAUUCUGUCCAGAAAGCCAACAUUCGCUAGAGAUCUGGAGAUGGACGAGGUGGAAACCACCAUGUUGGGCUGCCACAACAGGGGAAGCUGGAGACAUGUGUUCUACAAGGUGAGAUCUGAGUUCAGAAAGCUCAUGGGUUCCAAUAAGGUUGGAUUACCCCAGACUUUCAGGUACGAUUCCUACAAUUACGCUCAGAAUUUUGAUGACGGCAAGAGGAUUCGGGACUAAUUAAACCCACUGUUAAGCCUCACAUCUCAAGAAUCAAGUGUGCGCAUUAGUUUCUUUUCUUCUACUGCUUAUAGUAAUCUUCUUCCUGGAGGCUCUGCUUCUUCAUGUUGAGAAAUUAAGAUCAAGAUUAAUACCAAUUUCUUCCUGGGGUUUGAUUGCCUCUUAUGUGUAGCAAAUAUUGUGCUUUUUGUAUUGAAUUUUACCUUUCUUAAAUUGAUUUAUUUGUUGUGAGUA
Messenger RNA from Macadamia integrifolia, 937 nucleotides. RefSeq lists its product as uncharacterized. Bases 215 to 703 code for a protein of 162 amino acids. The record is from RefSeq and is a predicted model, not a curated record. The transcript has a single exon. NCBI's taxonomy places the organism in Eukaryota, Viridiplantae, Streptophyta, Magnoliopsida, Proteales, Proteaceae.